Messenger RNA from Episyrphus balteatus (marmalade hoverfly), 1797 nucleotides. RefSeq lists its product as uncharacterized. The record is from RefSeq and is a predicted model, not a curated record. The transcript is spliced from 3 exons. The coding region runs from base 463 to 1518 and encodes 351 amino acids. Lineage: Eukaryota; Metazoa; Arthropoda; Insecta; Diptera; Syrphidae.
AAUUGCCCUAAAUAUUUUAUAUAUUUUUUUAUUUUGUGUAAAAGAAUAAUUUAUAAAUCACCUUCGACUUUUUGUGGUUUUGUGGGUGAUAAUCGUGAACUGCAAACACAAUUAAGUAUGACAUAAAUAUUGUGUUUUUUUUUAAUUAAAAAAAAAAAUUAAAAAGAGUUUCUGAAAAAAAUAAAAACUCAAGUUAAGUGUAUCUUGUAUAUUUUUAAACAAGACAAGACAAAUCCAUAACAAAACCUUCGCGGUUCAAAGACACGAAAAACAAACAAAAAAAAGUGCACCAGGAGCUCACUGCAAUAUUGGCAAACUGCAAGAGACAUUGUUUGCAUUGUUAAUUGCAUUAUUCGACGGGCGGCAUUUAGUUUCGGAUCGAAACAAAAAAAAAAAAAUAAUAAACGAUUUUUUACCAUCGUUUAUUACGUAAAACUUUGUGAACCAAUCUUCUUCUUCAUCAUGGAUGCAAAGGUACUGGUUGUCCUUUUCAUUGUUGUGAAUUGUUACUCAAGUUGUGGAGCUGCCCUGAGACGAACACCAAAAGUCUACAAUGCUCUUAUAACCACCGAUGAAAAUCUCACAUCAAGCAGAGCUUAUCCGGUGAUUCAGCCAACGAUUCAUGAAACUGGAAUUGCUAGCUACCCCUACGGACCCUAUAAUCCCUAUGGACUCUACAGUAACUCCCUAUUAAGAUUCCCACCACCUCUAGUACCAGGAUUAACACCGAGAAGCCAGCUUCCUUAUCCAUUCCAACCACCAGGUCCUCGCUUCCAACCUCCUCAAGCACAAUUUCCUCAGCAAUAUCCCCAGCAAUAUCCACCUCCAGAAGAACACGAACUACCCCCAUCUGGCCCAUCACCAUCCCUUCCACCAUCCGGUCCCUCACCAGAACUUCCUCCAACAGGUCCACCAUCUGGACCCGAACUGGAACCUCAAAGCCAAAACGAAGUCAUUCCUCCACCAUCAGCACCCGGUCUAGAAUCAGCUCCAAUUCCAAUCCAAGAACCAAAACCUCAACAAAUUCAACCAAGUGAAAAACUUCCAAUUCCCCUCAAUGAAUAUGGUUUGCCACCAAGUCUAGUUCCAUUGCAACCCUAUCCUCAAAGAAAUCGUCAACCUCUGCCAUUGAACUUUUCACCUUAUCCAUAUCAAAAUUUCCCUCCCCUCUAUGAACCAUACAAUCGUUUCCAUGAACACUUUCUACCUCCAUAUGAUUAUUUCCCAAGUAAUAGUUUUGGCAUUGCUGCACCUCCCAAAGCAACACCAGCGCCCCCAACUCAACCACCACCACCAAGUAAAGCACCAGUAAUUCCUCCACAGCCCACUCCACCACCACCACCAGCAACAACACCUGCACCCACGCCUGCACCAACACCUGCCCCAUCAGAACCUGAACCAGCACCACAAGUUCCAUUGGAAAGUAUAAAGAAUGGUUCACCAAAUAAAAAUGCUGAAGUUCCAGAUGUUCCACCACCACCAAUACCAUCUGGAGCUAAUUCAGCGAAUAAGGCUUAAAUUAGAUUUUAGAUAUUAAAAAUAGAAUUUUAAGUUAUUAUCCAAAAUGUAUUAUUGUAUAAAAAAGAAAAAAAACUCUAAUAUAAGUUUGAAAUUUUAGCAUGAAAUCAUACUUGUUUGUCGAAAUAACAGACAGGAUGUGUUUUUUGUGUCAUUUUUAAUUAUGCUCGAUAAAUCGAUUAACUUAUUCCUAUAUUUAGUUUAUUUUUAUUUUUUACCAACAACAAAACAAUUGUGCUUUAUUUUUUCUAACUUUAAUAAUUAAAGAAUUUAAAAAUA